AUGGCAGAAACGCCCAGAGGGAGAGUGGCAGGGCCGGAAGAGGCCUUCCGGUCGUCCGGGGGCCCACAAAAGCUCAGGAGUACUGGGCAGCCUCGCAUGGGUGCCACGGCCCAGGCGGCAGCCCGCGAGGUGCCCAGGCUGGGGGAAGACCGGCGAGUUCCGGGCUGGACCUCCAUCUACAGCCGCCAGACCCUCCCGCCCAGUGGCUCAGGUCCACACAGCAGCGGCGGCGGGCUCCAUCCACCUCCCCCCAAGUGCCUUGGGGGAGGGGCAGUGAUUACGUCCCUCCAGAUUUGGGGUGGCAGCGCGAGGCCUCCGAGUUUUCGCCCGAAGCGGGGCGGACGCUCCACUACGGCCGGCUGUUUCCUGGCACCGCUGCCCUUGCAGGCGGCCGGACGCAAGGCCGCCGGCCUGGCUCUGGGGACGCGGAACGGGUGCCCCUGUCCCUGGCCGGGAUGUGGCCUCAAGGUGGGGUACGGUUCUGUUGGUCGCCCUGGGACUGCCCUGCCACCUCAGGUGAGUACCCGGCGGCGCGAGCCCCCGCGCUGGGCCACCUUCGGGGAAGGGGCCUCUCGCGGCCCAGGCCGGCGGCGCCUCGCGGAGACCUGCAGACCUCGCCGAACAGAGGUGAACCCGCAGCGGCGGAACAGCCAACACCGAGACCCUGGGGUCCUGGCAGAGGCCCUCCGGCUGGCGAGGGGCGCGUGGUGGGUGCCUCCCCGGCUCCCCAGGGAAAGCUCAACAGAGCAGGGCUUGGAAGGGGCAGAGGCGGGGAAGCGCCGGGCCUCUUCGUCCCCGCAGCCCACAGCUGCCUCCCUGUCUGAAUUCCAACGCGGAGGAGCUCCCAUGGCCUUGGGGGUGCCCGAUCUUGCGCCCGGCUUGCCAGCCCUGGUGGCGAAGGCGCUCCCUGCCCUGCUCGGUUUCUCACCGGCCGCAGCCUCUGCUGCUUCCGACCACAGGGAGCGCAGGAAGCACCCCCAAAGCCGCCUCCUCCGCGGGGCGCGCACAGGGGGCCCGAUCCGGCAGCGGUUACGCGGCGAUGCUCCCGCAGCUCCCGGGCUGCGACUCCGGCCGCGGGAGCAACGAACGGAGUCGGUUUCCCACGCUUUUUCUCUCCAUCCCAGACCUUUAAAAAGCCGCCAACGAAUGCCAUUGCGGGUUUGCGCUGAGCCUGAGCCCAGCGCCCAUCCCGCGCCGCGUGGAGCCGGGACUUCGCGCCGGGCUCACCCCCGGGGCCGCCCGCCUGCGCUCCGGGAGCAGCUUCGUUCCACCGCGCGCACGUCCCCCGCAGCGCCGCGGAGCAUCGCGCAGCGGAGGUGGCACGGUGGCCCCGCAGAACGCUGCCCGCGUGGACGCGCCAGCCCCCUCCUGCUCCCGAAUCCGGCUGAGCUCCGGCUCCCUUGGAGGAAGGGGGCCCAGGGGGCAGGCACACUCUUGCACAGGGCCCAGCCCCAUGACCUCUGCAGCCCAGGCAAGCCCACACACCCCACUGAGGACUCAGCGCGUGCCAGGCCUGGGGCAGCUCCCCAUUGGUGGGACAGACCGCCCCCCAGAAGAGCAGGAUUUCAGGGUGCACCUCUGCCCUCUGCAAGGCCAAGGCUCUGGGACCAAGCUGCAGACCUGGCAUCCACUCAUCCAUCCAACCGCUCAUUCGCAGAUGUGUCGCGGAGCCUGGGCCGCGUGGGCGUGCUUGUUCCAAUGAACACGAAUGAGCCUGUUUUCACAUUAGAGAAAGAACAGCUUCUAGUGGAGAUGUGGCACCUUUAACAGGCUAAUUAAUGUGCGGCAGCUGGAGCCGUUUAUCAUCUUCCAAGUCUCACGAAAAGGGAAAAACUAUCACUUAAACAGCCAUUGGAAACGCAGCAUCGCAUGUGGAUUUCUUAACGCAAAUAAAUCAUACAAACCAA
Molecule: messenger RNA, 1907 nt
Organism: Suricata suricatta (meerkat)
Lineage: Eukaryota; Metazoa; Chordata; Mammalia; Carnivora; Herpestidae
Exons: 10
Coding region: 1-1767 (588 amino acids)
Source: RefSeq, a predicted model, not a curated record